UCGUCGGUCCGGACGACAUGAAUAAAAGAGCAGAGCACAAACCUGGCGCUUUGAAAGGAUCUCUUCUCCGACCAAAACCCCGCAAAAAGUUCACCCUUUCCUGCUGAUUCUCGCUUCUGAGUCCGAUUUCUUGUUUAAAGGUCGGAACUUUCAAAUCCUCGGAACCGGACCGAGGAUUCUGCCCCUCUGCGGUUCCGGAAAACCGAAGUGAAAGAGCGCCCACCAAAGAAUCGAAGCCCCUGAGUUCGUAAGACAUCGACCUGUUGAAACCCACUAUGGAAAAUAAGCCAUCAAGUUUUGUGGAUCGCCAAGUUGUACCGGGAGAUGUGGUUCUUGAUCUGUCGAAAAUGUCUAAUCAGACUAUUAAGAUUGGUGGCGGCCUCCGUCAGGAAUCUGAUUUUAUUACAGUCAUGAAGGCUGGGAAACUAAGAUUCUCGAAACCAAAUAAAUACUGGGUUGAAAGCUCUCAGAAGAGGUAUGUGCCUCGUGUGGACGACACUGUCCUUGGAAUCGUGGUUGACACUAAAGCAGAUAACUUCCUUGUUGACAUCAAAGGACCGGCAUUGGCCUUUUUGCCUGUACUUGCCUUUGAAGGAGGAACUAGAAGAAACAGACCGAAGUUUGAGCAAGGGACUUUGCUCUAUGCUCGGGUUGCUAAAGCAAAUCCCGGUACUAAUCCGGAGCUGUCAUGUACUGAUGCAAGCGGGAAAGCAGCAGAAUUUGGACCCCUGAAAGAUGGUUAUUCAUUCGAGUGUUCAACUGGUCUAUCAAGGAUGCUGCUCAGUUCCCCAACCUGUCCAGUACUCGAGGAAUUUGGCAAGAAGUUAUCUUUCGAGAUAGCAGUUGGCUUGAAUGGCCGGGUCUGGGUGAAUGCGGCAUCUCCAUCUACUAUAAUUGUCGUUUCGAAUGCGAUUAUGAAGUCAGAGUCCUUGAGUGGCGUACAGCAGAGAAUUAUGGUCCAGAAGCUGCUUGAUAGAAUUCAGUGAUCUGUUCUUUAUUCAUGUAAUUCGUUUUAUCCCUCCUUUGUAAGCGUAACAUUAUCUCUCGGUCACCAGAUGCAUCGUUUUCACAGAUAGAAUUUCAUGAUAAACAUUCUUUUUCUUGCUCAAUGAUCCACAGUUUUGAGAGUUUUAAUCUUCCUGAUUUGGCAGCUUUUGUACCUCCUCGCAUUACCGACAAGUGGGAUGAAGUGCAAAUGAAGGGACAAGGUGAAGAUUGCCGUUGAAAUCCGGCUAUUUACAUUAUGCUGGAACUUGUGGUGAAAUUCAUCAACCUUGAAUUAUGGAUAUAUUUUGCGAAACGCUUUUCUUUUUCUUUUAGGAAAAAGUAGUUGCAAGUG
Rhodamnia argentea is the source of this 1339-nucleotide messenger RNA. Its product is annotated as putative exosome complex component rrp40. Gene Ontology annotation, cellular component: nuclear exosome (RNase complex); cytoplasmic exosome (RNase complex). The transcript has 10 exons. NCBI's taxonomy places the organism in Eukaryota, Viridiplantae, Streptophyta, Magnoliopsida, Myrtales, Myrtaceae. The record is from RefSeq and is a predicted model, not a curated record. Gene Ontology annotation, biological process: poly(A)-dependent snoRNA 3'-end processing; U4 snRNA 3'-end processing; TRAMP-dependent tRNA surveillance pathway. Gene Ontology annotation, molecular function: RNA binding. The coding region runs from base 276 to 986 and encodes 236 amino acids.